This is a messenger RNA of Suillus paluster, 4387 nucleotides long. RefSeq lists its product as uncharacterized. Gene Ontology annotation, molecular function: protein binding. Bases 161 to 4315 code for a protein of 1384 amino acids. The record is from RefSeq and is a predicted model, not a curated record. The transcript is spliced from 4 exons. NCBI's taxonomy places the organism in Eukaryota, Fungi, Basidiomycota, Agaricomycetes, Boletales, Suillaceae. Gene Ontology annotation, biological process: signal transduction; establishment or maintenance of actin cytoskeleton polarity. Gene Ontology annotation, cellular component: microtubule cytoskeleton; cell tip.
AGAACAGUUCAACGCGAUCAACAACAUUCACCAGGACAACGUUGAACAUCAUAUUCCCCUACUAUUCCCCUCCCGCACAGACUGUCUUUCGUUUCUCAUGUUUUGAUUGUACUCGUAUAGAUCGUCCUUUCAGGCUAAUAUUUUGUUAAUCACCUACAGUAUGCAAACACAAGACCAACGACGUUCACCAAAACGCCAGGACACUUUCGACCUCCGUGACCAAAUCAUGGCAGACGACCAUACAGCAUCUUCCCAUAUGCACGCUCAUGCAGAUGCAACCAAUACCUAUGCAGGCGCCUCUGACGAGGAGCAUUCCGUUCUAGAGGAUGACUCGGAUGGUGAAGACCGCGAAAUAGAGUACAUGGACGAAGACGACGACCGUUCGUCUUCACUUUCUAUUCCAAAUGAAUCUAUCGACUUUGAUUUGGUCUACUCGCUGCACAGCUUCGCAGCUACCGUAGAAGGUCAAGCCAGCGUCGUCAAGGGCGAUAGCUUGUUCCUUAUGGACGACAGUAAUAGUUAUUGGUGGCUUGUUCGUGUGCUUAAGACCCAGGAUGUCGGAUAUAUUCCCGCAGAGAAUAUUGAAACGCCUUUUGAGCGUCUGGCCAGGUUGAACAAGCACAGGAACGUAGAUCUAGCACACCCGACUCCACAAGAAGUCCAAGAAGAUGUCGAACGUGUGCGGAACAACCUAUCUUCUCGCGCUGGCUCGCACCACUCCCCCUCCCCUACCCCUGGUUUCCCGGCCACAGGCGCUGGACAGGGCAAAGGUGUCACAUUCACAACUGCACGAUCUGUGCACCGCUAUCCCCCUGCUGUAUGGCAUGAGGAAGAUGAAGACGAAGACGACGUAGAGUGGGAUGACGGCGCGUAUGAGGAAGAAGACCCAGACCUUGCGGAAGAAAUGCUUGUUCGGCAACGCCAAGGUCAGAUGGGCCGUGAUGAGCAGCAGGAUGCUAUGAGCAUGCAGAUGGAGCCGGACGACGGAAUGAGCUGGGAUGAUGGCGUUGCAGAAGACAUGCAGGCACAAAAUGCGCAGAAGAAGAUGGAGCAACAGAUGCUGAUGCGGCCGGAUGCUUUGCGGCCUGGUGGCACACCCGAGAAACAACAGGCGCAGAUCCAGGUGCAACGGCUGCAGCCAGAGAUCCUAAUAACCGAGCAGGAUGAGCGGCAGGCGCUUGCUCAACAAGCUUUACGCCAUCAAACUUCACGCGAUCGUAUCAUCGUUGAAGUCCGCCCGCCUUCGCCGUUGUCUCCUAGUAAGAGCAUCGAUCCCGCAGAGGCAACCGAGACGAGGAAACUCUCCGUAACACCUUCAAUUGCUCGUGACGACCCAGUCAAGCAAGCCCCAGCAUUAAGCGGUCCCCUUCUCCCGAGCGCAAUCAUGCAGAAGCAGGAGGAUGAGCGGCAACGCACUCGCGAGGAAAUAGAAGUUCUCGAAGAAGCGUCGAAAAAGAAGCUCAAGAAUAAAGACAAGCCACUUCAGCCAGUCUCGAAUACCCCAGUCCAGAAGCCUGCACAGGUGGCUGGUAAGCUUCGCAAAGAGCGCGACGCCACGGAUGAGGAAGCGAAGGAGAAAAAGGAGAAAAAGAAAGGAGGCGUACUCGGAUUCUUUGGCCGCAGGAAGGAUAAAGGGAAGGACAAGAACUCCAUCGAAACCGCCUCCAAUGAAUCCCGCGGAUCUCAAGAAUCAGGACGGUCAUCCAGCAACCUUCACGGACCCACACCUGAACCGCCAAUGUCUCCUGUCACUGCAUCAGCCAUGCAGCAACAACAGCAAGUUCUUCGCACGUCAAACGAAUCGAGGACGCCGACGAGACUUCAGCCACAGCAGACCCCUCAGACGCCGCCACAAGUGCAGGCCCAGGUAUCACAGCAUGCGUCACAGCUACGCCAGCGCGAUCAGCAACAACAGGCACUGUAUCAGCAAUAUCUCAAUCGCUCGCCGUCAUCACCACCGGAAGCGCCUUCAUACGGCUUACAAUCGGCUUCCGCUGUGUUGUCAAGUUCGAGUUCGUAUAAUACCUCUGCUAGCUCUGCCGCUGGGCUUGGGCUGGGCUUGCCCUCCUCUAGACCAAGACCCGGCUCCCUCGUGCUUUCGCCAACAGCUGACGGACAAGGCGUCGGCGUACCCGAACUCAGCGUCAUUCGUGUGUUUGCAGGCAAACACUUGCAGACCGAGGCAACGUUCAAGACCGUUCUUCUCAACGCAUCUACUACUUCAGCCGACCUCGUCCGUCAAGCUAUCCAACGCUUCCGUCUCCCCGCUGGCGAAGACGAAGCAGACUACUAUCUCACUAUCAAACAAGUCGAGGGUUCAUCUGCGGUUCUGCUUCCAGAAGAAAAGCCCCUCGGAGUCUUCGAGUCGGUCGUAGAAGCAGCUAUGGAAUUACCAAAAGUCAAGCGGAGCAGCGUGGGCAGUAUCAGCUCCGUCUCAAGCAACCUCUCCAUGCAUCCCGCCAUAAAGAAGUUAUCCAUGAACGACUUCAGCGAUGACUCCGUUGUCAAGUUCUACCUCAAUAGACAUCGUGAGGAUGCGGAUGACAGCGUCACGACAGAGGAAGGUGACGAGACGCUGCAGGCUGAGCCUUCUCAUGAUGUCGCAGAGGGUCUUAACACCUCGGCGAGCAGUGUCAAUGUCACUCCUGAUCGGUUCAGCUCUCCCACGUACCGCUUCACGUUGCAGCUUGUCAUCCACCCCGAGGACUUGCCCGAUGAUAUGGUCUUCGACCCAGUCACGGAAGCUAUCGUAUUUAAGAAUACGCUGCGCGACAGGACUCAAUCUACAUCCUCGAUUUCUUCUGGUGUAUCACAGAAUCAGCGCCGCAAAGUCUUUACCUUCCCGAAGAAUGUCACUGUUGCUGAAGUGAUUGAGCUUGGUCUUGAGCGUUUCGGCAUAUUGGAGGGUGUUGUUGAUGGUGGUGAUGAAGUUGAAGACAAGAACACGAAGCGGCGGAGUAUCAGCAAAGUCCGAUAUGGCCUCAUGGCCGAUGCUGGAGGGCAAGAACGAGAACUUUCGCCUUCAAGUAGAGUCACUGAAGCAUACCCUCGCCCUCCCACUUUCCGCCGAGUUCAAGAAGGCAAACGCAGAUCCAUCGAUUCUGCUCAGCUGCUUGGAAGCCUAGAUGACGUCCAUCCCGACGAUCCCGUCUUCAUCCUCCGCCGCGCAAUUUCCUACCGAACCUCAUCGUCUCGUCACCGCAUGUCCGCACCCCUCGAUGAAAUCGCUCUCCAACACUUCCGCGAUUCGAUAUCUGGCUCUAGUCUCAGCUCUGACAAUCAGAGUUCAGCCACCGAGGAAGUUAAACCGAGACAGCUGUCAAGACAAGAGAUCAUCGCAGCGCAGCGUGCCGCAUCGCGAGCGAGUCAAAAAGCCAUUCUUUCAGCCCAGAUGAACUCCGUUCGCGGUGUAGAUGUUCUUCUGCCCGGAAACGCCAUGAUCCGCAGCUCCAGGUACGACUCUGGAGACAAAACGCGUUAUUCAUACGUCCUAGACGGCGAGUCAUUUGAUAUCAGCGACAUCGUCGAGCAAGAGUUGUGCGAAGGCAACUCGGCGCAAAAGAGCGAUUUGCUAGAAGGCGUCCUAGGGCGCAAUAAGGAAGGCAUGAACGAGAAGAUUGAUCGCGUGUUGAACAAAAUCAAAGAUGGACGACUUCAUGCUCAAUACCUCAUCGCGGCUGCUCCGAGUCAGUCUGAUAGUGUUCCUUCCGCUGGCUCUGCCCCCUCAGAGUAUUCCGUCGAUGACGCUGUAACCGCCCGUUCUGGUUCCGAUGGCAGGACUCCCACACCGCUUGCGGGUGGUGUCACUGGGACUCGACGCGUUGCGUCACCAGUCUCGGACACGUCUCGGACACCAACACCUACUGCUGCAGAUGGCCGAUACGGCCGUGCUCGAUCCACUACCCCAGCAUCGAAAACAGGGUCGAGCACUCCACGCUCUCUUCGUCAAUCAUCAAUCGCUUCUGUCAUGUCAGAAGUGUCGAUGUAUGCCACUCCCACCGGACAGCUCAUCAGCCCCCCCGAAACACCACGUAUCGAAACCGCCCCGAAACCGCAAAUCGUUAAACGACCGUAUAUUCCCAAAGAUGACUUUGGCGUCUCGCAUAUGAUGGCGAUCAUUGAAAUCGCUGGUUCAGCCCCCAAGGCUCCUCAAACCUCUGUACAUCCAGUGGAUGAGUUGCUGUUUGGGAAACCCGUAGAUGUGAUGUCUCUACACCCGGAUAUUCAAGAGAUAUACGCUGGUGCUUUCCAACAGCUGGAUGAGAUGGACAAGACAUUAGAUGAAUACCUUCAACAUGCCAUUAGCGCUCGUUAAUUAUCAAUCCAAUUCGUUGGCCGUUGACGUAUAUAUUCGUGAUUCAAAUAUUUAUAAUCUAUUCUGUUCCAU